Messenger RNA from Pleuronectes platessa (European plaice), 7893 nucleotides. RefSeq names its product matrix-remodeling-associated protein 5. Gene Ontology annotation, cellular component: extracellular region. The transcript is spliced from 16 exons. Bases 1 to 7521 code for a protein of 2506 amino acids. Gene Ontology annotation, molecular function: protein binding. The record is from RefSeq and is a predicted model, not a curated record. NCBI's taxonomy places the organism in Eukaryota, Metazoa, Chordata, Actinopteri, Pleuronectiformes, Pleuronectidae.
AUGGCGCUCUGGUGGUGCGCCAAGAUCUGCUGCAGGUUGGCUGCAGCGUGGUUUCCUCUGCUCCUCUCAUCACUGCUGUGGCAAACGAUCUGCCCCGUCUACGCUGUCCCAUUCUGCCCCCGGACCUGCAGCUGUCCAGGUGUUAAAGAGGUCCACUGUACAUUCAGACACCUGACCACCGUACCAAAAACCUUUCCUAAAGAUACAGAGAGGCUCAACCUGGGAUACAACAGCCUGACGGAGGUUGAGGGUUCAGAAUUCAGGUCACUACGGCAACUGGAAAUGCUCAUGUUGCAUGGCAACGACAUUAACACAGUCCACCCCGGGGCGUUUUACAGCCUGAGAUCACUCCAGAUCUUGAAGCUGAGUUACAACAAGCUAACAUCAGUGAAUCCUGGAUUGUUUGAGGGUCUUGUUGGUUUGAUCCGUCUCCAUUUGGACCACAAUCUUAUAGACUUUAUAGAGCCGUACUCCUUCUCCGGCCUGACCUCGCUGAAACUUCUGCAGCUGGAGGGAAACCUCCUCAAAGACAUCCACCCUCAUACCUUCAUUACUGUGUCACUACUAGGAAGCUUUUGGACCUCUGGACUCAAACACUUACACCUGUCAGACAAUCUAUUGGAGCAGUUCCCUGCCGCAGCACUGCAGACUGCUCCCAGGCUCGAGCUCCUCUCUCUUCAUGGCAAUCCCUGGACCUGUGACUGUCACCUUCACUGGUUGUUAGAAUGGAGUUCCAAACAUGAAGGUGUAAUAAAGUGCAAGAAGGAACGUGGCACCAAUGAGACUUGUCCCCAGUGUGCUUCGCCUCAACCCCUGAACAGUACCCUCUUGUUAGGGUUAACUGCGGACCAGCUUACCUGUGAACGUCCAGCUCUUCGCUCCCCUCUCAAACAGUGGGACAAUCCAGUGUGGGCUGAGUCUGAAACAGAACCUGACCUUCCUUACACCAGGGACUUUGAAAAACCUUUGGGCUCCCUGACUUUUGUUCUCUCUGACACCCAUGGAAACCAAGCUCAUGUGGCAUGUAAUGUGCGCCACCCUGGAGAUAAUUUACCAAUGACGUGGACCGCAAAUCCCCAUUCACCUGGGGAGUUAUCUGUCAAUGUAUCGCUGGUGACUGUCCUUGAGUGUGAGAUUGAUCGGGAGACAUUGCAAAAUCUAUGGCAACUGGUUGCAUAUUACUAUGAAAGCCCUGCUAUUCUGGAGAGGGGUCAACAGAGAGGAAAUGCAAGCGGAGUAACCUAUCAAUAUUCCCAAGCUGUAAAUGAAAACUCUCCAUAUUUCACAGAAUUAAAAGGACAUUUGGCAGCAGAACCCUCUUGGCUGCUUCAACCCAGAGUCACUCUGAAGCUCAACAGACAGCAGACUACGACUAAGAAACUGGUGAUGGAUUUCACUACUUUAAUAUCAAAGCGGGUCAACAGUCUUAGAGGGCAGGACGAUGACAAUGACUUCACUUCUUCCUGGGCACUGAUGCGGAGAGGGACAGUGGGAGGAGUUCAAACAGCUCUCGAGGGUUCAAAGGUUCAUUUAGAGUGCAGUGUCACCACUUCAGAUCCGGAGAUUAAAGUUGAGUGGAUGCUUCCAGAUUUGUCUAUCGUGGAAGAUGCAAAUGGCAAGAUAGAAAUUUCUGAAAGAGGAGAGCUUGUGAUUAUAAAUUCCACACUGUCCGACUCAGGCCUCUACCACUGUAUGGUCAGAACCAAAGCUGGUGUUGACCUAAUGCCUUUCAGACUCACAAUUAAAGAACUCUCGCUUAGCCCCACAGCUUUAAAUGGUCAGAAAGUUGUAGUUGAAAAGGGACAUUCUUUAGCUCUUCCCUGUGAUGUGACUUCAAUUAAGCCAUUUCAAACUAUUUGGUACCUGCCCAAAAAUCAAAUGUUGCUCCCCACACAACAGACAAGAAGAGCAGAAGUGAUGGAAAAUGGAACUUUGGUAUUAAUGAAGCUGACACAAGAAGAUGCAGGGGAAUACAGCUGCUUAGCCUCAAAUCUGUAUGGAGUUGAUAUGCUAUCACACAUGGUGGAAGUCAAUGAUAAAAAGGCCUCUGAAAAGUCUAAAGUACAGACAGAGGGAGAGCAGAAGCUUUUAUCAAUGGACGUGGGGGAAGGAGAAGGUUCAGGGGGAUAUUACCAGGAAAUUAUACGUCCUUUUGCCACGCAGUUUCCUAAAAGUGUAGGAACUCAGCAAAGGACCCCUAAAGGGUUUUCCAAAAAAAUUAGAAUUAAAGAUGCAAAAAGAAAACCCAAUAAAUCAGUAAAGAAAUUAGACCCUAAUCGAUGGGCAGAAAUACUGGCAAAAGCAAAUGCUAAACCAAGUGGUUCCCUACCUACAGAGCGAUCACUAGAAGAGCCCAGUACUAUAACAGUCAAAACAAGUACACCCAAACCUACUAAAACUCCUACUCUGAUUGUUACUACUACUACUACUAGAAACUUACUCCAUACUACUACCUCUCCUGAUACUACAGUAGAGCCAACACAUUCUAGAGUUAGGUCAGAGGCCCAUUCUGAAAAGGACAAAGAUGUUUAUAUCGGUAAAGACUCUGAAACACUAGAAAGUCUACCACCACCUCCUACAAUUAUGGAACCAUCCCUAGACCAUGUUAGUGGAAUUACAGAAGUACCUCAAUCUGUGACAGAGUCGGCUGUUGUUGUUACCUCGCAGCCAGACAGACAGUCUGAAAAUAAGGAUUUUGUAGAGGGGAGAAAGAACCACAACUUUGUUCCUGGUCAGUCAAACAGGAGACGGCCGCCUUAUAGACGUAGAAAACCCCCAAUGAGAAGAGUCCAUCCGCACCUGAACCCCUUCAAACCAUUAAACAAGCCCCACACAACUGUUCUCCCAACAACAACCACCACACCAACAACUACUACUACAACCACCACUACUACUACUACUACUACUACUACUACUACAACAACAACACCUGUUCCAACCACAGCAGAAAUUAGUGAAAGCCUAUCUGCUGAAUAUCAGACUGAGGAAGAUGAAGGCGAAUACUAUGACGAAUAUAAUUACAAGGGUAGGGACAAAUUGGAUGCCAAAAAAGAUUUGAACAGUGAAACUGUUCACACCACCCAGGAUAUUGACAGUAGCCUUACCACAUUUUCAACAAUUACAGACAAUGUUCCUGAUGUAGGCAGAUCUCCAGGCAGACAUAAUUUACCUAAUUCAAAGUCAAUUGUAACUCCUGAGAAAGACAACAACCCUCAUCCUACUGAAAGGACUGUUGAUGAAUAUGAGACAUUCACAGUCAGCCCAGAGAAACUUGAGAGACAGGAUGAGAUCAGUAGACAAAGCCAAGAAAAGAGCAGACACAGUGAAAAUAUUGCGGUAGAGAGUGAGAGGGAGAUGACAACAGCAAUGGAACAGCAAGAAAAACACAAAACAGUCAUAGAAGACAGUGAGAGAGACACAGAAAAAUCCAAAAAGGAAUGGGUUACACAGACCUAUAAUUCACAGGAUAGCAUGCGGUUAACAACACAAAAUAGGCCAAGACCAAACACUCGACCUUCACUUGAGCUAAAUAUACCAACCCAAGAAGGACCUUCAUCUCCUAAAGUCAUGACCUCACAUUCAACCAGAGGAAAAACAAUAGAACAAGUCACACAGAGUGAAGGUAAAAAAGUAAACAAGCCUAGAGCAAAACCUGAGACCCACAGUUUCCCAAUAAUGGAGCCGAUUCACCCAUGGCUCCAUCCGAACAAAAAUGGACGAGAGCCAACUACCAACUCCAAGACGAUACACACAAAUCAAGAUAGAAACACAGGAAGACAGGGGGGAGUAAUUCCAGGCAGACAAGCCCAGCCUCCCAGAUUUGCCCCAACUACCCAGAGACCUUCACUCUACCAUCAUCAUCCUUACAACCCUCUCUACCCCUCCUGGCCAGGUCAAAGGUCAUUUCCUCAUCCUAGACCAGGUCCUGGUUCACACUCUGUGCCUACCCAUCGACCCUGGUCUCUGGCCCACCCUUGGACUAAAAGCCAAAUUGUCACCAACAGACCAGAAAUCACUGCGGAAACAGUCAGACCCACAGCGACAGCCUUUGGUACAACCAGAGACCCCCAAUUCACACUCCCUAAUCCCCAGAUAUCAGAUAAUCACCAUCAAAAUCAUCACGUGGAUGGCAGGACCCAAACCAUAGAUCACCUGUUUUUGUCAAGGCUUAGGAACAGAUACAGACAGGCACAACUUGAUCGCAUCGCUCAACUUGGGAGGAUGGUGACACCCAAACCUCGCACAAACUACUACAAUCCUCUGUCUCCAAUUGCAUCUAAACCUAACCCACCAUCCUUGUACAGACCAUACACCCCCAAGCCACCAGCAACUACCUAUAUUUACAACUUGCAACCUCCAAACCCUGCUAAACCUACAUCAUCAUCAUCCUCUGGUUUCAUUCUGACCCCACGCCCUUAUCACCCAACUACCCCUGGGGCUGGAAGUUGGUGGCCUGUUGGAGGACGAAUCAGCUCUCGUAGGCCAACAGCUGCCCCACCUUUUCCAUGGAGGUUCGGAGCUGGAAGUGGUGGGAUGAAGCCACGCAUCACCACAAUAGCAGCAGCUAGUGUUUCGGUACUUGCAGAGAGUGAUGUCUUCCUGCCCUGCAAAGCAACAGGGAAUCCAGAACCUUCCAUUGCAUGGACCAAAGUCUCCACAGGUGCCACCAUCCCAGCAAACAGCAAGCAUGGUCUCCGUUUUGAAGUUUUCAAGAAUGGAACGUUUGUUAUUAAAAACAUCCAGCUUCAGGAUCGAGGCCAGUACCUCUGCACAGCCCAGAACCGGUUUGGAUCAGAUCGCAUGGUCACUACCUUAGCUGUCCAGACUGAGGCACCCAAGAUCCAACCACCAAAGUCCACAGAUAUCGAAGUCUACUUAGGGAAAGGUAUGACUCUUGACUGCCUUGCCUCCGGAAAACCACCAGCCCAAAUUUCCUGGAUUCUUCCAGACAGGACAUUUGUUCGUGAAGUUGGGACUGUUCACACUCUUCUCGCUCCAAUGUCUCUGCUUCAAAAUGGAACCCUACAAAUAUUUUCUGCCAAUUUCUCCAACAAAGGGGACUAUAAAUGUAUAGCAAGUAAUGCAGCAGGAGCUGAUACAAUUACUUAUCAUCUCCAUGUGGCAGCUCUGCCUCCAAGCAUUAGUGAAGGAGCAAUGGAUACUGUUAUCAUUCAGCCAGGAAGGAGUGUGUAUAUCCACUGCUCUGUGAAAGGCGAACCAAUGCCUGCUCUGAAAUGGAUGCUCCCAGCAGGUGUCCAUGUAAAGCCAUCGCAGUUUCUGGGACGCAGGCUGUUUGUUUUCCCUAACGGGACACUACUUGUGAAGGAGGUUUCGCCAUCUGAUGGCGGGAGGUACGAUUGUGUGGCCACUAACACUGUUGGAAUAGCCAAAAGGACUGUCCAGUUGGAGGUGAGGGCCGAUUCUCCCUCCCUCUUCCACCAGCCUCCUAUUCCCAUUCCUCCGACCCACCGCCAUGCUGUGCCAUCCCGGCAACACUCUGUCUCCGCUAUGUACGGUUCUGCUGUCUACCUCCACUGUCCAGAAUCUACCGGAUCCACAAGAGGAACCAUCUGGCAGCUACCCUCAAAGACCAUUCUGGAACAUAGAUACACUCCAGAGAGACCAAUUAAAGUAUUCCGCAAUGGGACUCUGAGGAUUCUUCAACUAUCAGAGCUAGAUGGUGGAAAUUAUUUGUGUGUAUAUCAGCGGCCCAAUGGAGAAGACAUGGAGCUCUUCCAGGUGGAGGUGUUGAUGACCGCCCCCAGAAUUGAACAUGUUAGAACUGCACAGACCAAGGUCACAUUUGGAGAACAUUUCCAGGUUGACUGUGUUGCAACAGGCCUCCCUGAUCCAGAAGUUUCCUGGGGUCUUCCUGACGGAACUUUAGUCAACAAUGCCCUUCAGUCAGAUGACAGUGGCCUUCGCAACCGUCGCUAUGUUAUCUUUGGCAAUGGAACUUUACUUCUCCAGCAGAUGGGAAGAAAAGACGAGGGUGACUACACUUGCUAUGCCAAGAACAAACUGGGAAAAGAUGAAAGAAAGGUCAGCGUCAAAGUGGGACCAAAUGCUCCGAAGAUUAGACAAAAAUCCCAUUCGUUGGUGACAGUUAAGCUGGGAGAAUCUGCUAAAUUGAGUUGCCAGGCAACAGGUGAGCCUAUUCCAAGAAUAACUUGGAUCUCACCAAGAAAUGAAGUGAUACCUGUGUCAACAGACAAGUUUCACAUUAUGGACAAUGGGACAUUAGUAUUGAAAAGGGUGAGACUUGCUGAUGAAGGGAAAUAUGCAUGUGUGGCACGAAACUCUGCGGGUGAUGAUAUUAAAAACAUGAAACUUGAAGUUGAACCCCAGAAACCUUUCAUCAAUGGUAUACAAGGCAAGAGUACCUCAAAGGUUUUGGGUGUUUCCUACCAAACAGUGCUUCUGGAUUGUAGAGUGGAAGGAAAACCCGAGCCAAGAAUCUUGUGGGUUACUCCUUAUGGCCACUCACUCACAAAACCCUACCUUGGUGGGCGCUUCCAAGUACAUCAAAACGGGAGUUUGGAGCUGAGAGGGGUUAGGAAAACAGAUGAAGGAAAAUACGUGUGUGCAGCUAAAAACAUUCUGGGUGAAUCAUCUCUCCUUGUUGAAUUAGAGGUGGCAUCAAUUGCAGAGAAACCGAGCUUUGCUGUUCCCAAUAUUGAAAUCAUACCAAUAAAGCAAGAUGGUGCGGAACUGAUCUUGGAGUGUCCUGCUCGUGGCAAGCCGAACCCGGAAUUCGCAUGGGUGCUCCCCAAUGGGAUGUUGUUAACACCUGGUGUUAAGCUCCAACGUUUCACUCAUCAUUUGGGUAAUGGAACUCUACGGAUCUCUCAAUCGGUUGCAACUGACAAGGGAGUGUACCGGUGCCUAGCAAAAAAUGUUGCAGGACAAGCAGAAAAACGUUAUGCGCUGGAAGCAGGCAGAAGGCCGGUGAUCAGGGGUUCCACAGGUGGAAUGAAGAUCACUUAUGGCCUUAAUCUCAAUUUGCCUUGUACCGUUGAUGGCUGGCCACAGGCAUCAAUCACAUGGACUCUACCCAAUGGCUUUAUUUUGAACAAACAUCAAACUGUUGGUCGGGUAUCCUUUCUUGCCAAUGGGACGCUCCAGCUCAGGCAGGUCACCACCUUUGACAAAGGAACAUACGUCUGUAAAGCCUUCAACUCAUUUGGCUCAUCAACGCUAUCCUACCCAGUUGCAGUGAUGGUUUUCCCACCACACAUAACCAACACGCUAACCUCGAUUACAAGGGUAAACCGGGGAUCAUCUGUGACAUUAAAUUGUGUUGCGACUGGUAUUCCCAAGCCUGAUAUUUCAUGGACGUUGCCUGGACGCACAACGCUGGUUCCACAUAACCGGUUCACAAUGCAGGGAGGGAUCCACAUGACAGAAGACGGUAGUCUCGUCUUACAGAGCUCGGUGCUCAUGAACUCUGGUAUUUACAAAUGCAAUGCCAAAAAUGCACUUGGAACAGACUUCAGAUCUACAUACCUACAAGUAGUCUGAUUACAGUUACUCUCAUAGGAGAAUUAAGACUAAAUCAAGAUUCCCUCAUCAGGAUUUUCACAUACUGCACGUGAAUCCCUCACCAUAUCACAGGUGGUGUUGAGAAAGCAGUUUCCUCUGGACAAUGCUGCAUCAAACUCUAGUGAACAUUGACCUUUUAUACCUGUGCUUUUUUGUUUUAAAGUAUAUAUUUCGCAGAAGUGUUUUAAUUAUACAUUUUGAGCCUUUAUAUGAAUUAUCACUACCCAAAGUGCCUUUUGUGCUUGCUCAGAGCUUUGCAUUUUUGGCCUUAUCCCAUAGAUGUAAUUUCACAGCGCUCUUACAUGAUUAUAUACUCAAAAUAAUUUAAUCCACUGUAUCGUUUUGCUUUGA